AGCGGCAGCAGGGCGGCGGCGGCGGCGCCGCAUCGGCCAUGCGGUGGCCCCGCGGCCCCCGCGGCGCCUGGCGGCUGCUGCCCAGGCGCUCGCUGCUGGCCGCGCUCUUCCUCUUCUCGCUCUCCUCCUCCUUCCUCUACUUCGUCUAUGUGGCGCCGGGCAUCGUGAACACCUACCUCUUCAUGAUGCAAGCCCAGGGCAUCAUGAUUCGUGAAAACAUGAGAACUAUAGGAGCUCAGGUGUACGAGCAGGUGGUCCGCAGUGCCUAUGCCAAGAGGAACAGCAGCGUGAAUGACUCAGAUUAUCCUCUUGAUCUGAGCCACAACGACACCUUUCUGCAAGCCACAACGUUUCUUCCUGAAGACUUUACCUACUUCCCCAACAACACCUGUCCCGAGAGGCUCCCUUCUAUGAAGGGCCCCAUUGAUGUAAAUAUGAGCGAGAUCACCAUGGAGGACAUCCACCAGUUCUUCUCUAAAGACCCUUCCAUCAAGCUGGGAGGCCACUGGAAGCCGAGCGACUGCCUGCCUCGCUGGAAGGUGGCGAUCCUGAUCCCAUUCCGCAAUCGAUACGAGCAUCUUCCCGUCCUCUUCAGACACCUUAUUCCCAUGCUGCAGCGGCAACGUUUACAGUUCGCCUUUUACGUUGUGGAACAAGCUGGAAACCAACCCUUUAACCGUGCCAUGCUCUUCAACGUUGGCUUUCGGGAAGCAAUGAAGGACUUGGACUGGGACUGCCUCAUCUUUCACGAUGUGGACCACAUACCAGAGAACGACCGUAACUAUUACGGGUGUGGACAGAUGCCGAGGCACUUUGCAGCCAAGCUGGAUAAGUACAUGUACCUGCUCCCAUACAACGAGUUCUUCGGGGGGGUGAGUGGCCUGACUGUCGAACAGUUCCAGAAGAUCAAUGGAUUUCCUAAUGCCUUCUGGGGCUGGGGAGGAGAAGAUGACGACCUCUGGAACAGAGUGCAGUAUGCAGGCUACUCGGUGACUCGACCAGAAGGAGACACAGGGAAAUACAAAUCAAUUCCCCACCACCAUCGGGGAGAAGUGCAGUUCCUAGGAAGGUACGCCUUGCUGAGGAAGUCAAAAGAAAGGCAAGCCCUGGACGGCCUCAAUAACUUGAACUACUUUCCAAACGUCACGUAUGACGCCUUGUAUAAGAACAUCACUGUUAACCUGACACCGGAGCUGGCUCUGGUGCCCGAAUAUUAAGAGGAGAAAAUAACUUUGCUCUGCCCUUCACCAAGAAAGCACCACACUAGACUUUCUUUUCCAAGGUUUAUCGAGGACAAGCAACACUUUGUCUAAUGAAGGAUCACAGUAUUUUGGAGAAUGAGGCUGAAAGUGCACGCACAAAUUGCCCUAGCUGUACCAAUCCAGCCCGACACCCGGGCAGCGAGCUCAGCAGUCUCUUUAAUUUUUUCUGCCACUUGCUUUCUGGGUUUUAGGACAACAGUUCGACCUGCUGCUCUCGUCUCCACAUUCCUCCUCCAGCAAUCUCUGGCACUGGGACUCGCCUCGGAUGCGCUUUCUCCUCUGGGAAGCGGCUCAGCUGAGGGACUCUGGCUUCUUGACGGUGAACAUUGGGAGCAGUUUGGUUGGCAACUGCCCUGGUGGGAGAUCAAACGACUUCUGAUGCCGUUCUGUGUCUGUGCGGUUUUUUAAAUGACCUGCUUGAAGUAUAUACAACAGAAUCGCUUCUUAAAGAAGUGUAAGUGUAAAUAUGCUGUGUAAAUUGCCCCUUUUUAUUUUUCUCCUACGGCUCAAGUCCAAGCUAGAGGUUUACAUGCGGUCACUCAUUUUAGUCCUGAGUUCUGUAAACACUUGCGUGUGCAUCACUGUACUUGUGCAAGGUGUUCCCUUUUAAGCCAGCGAGACUGCUUGCGUGAUUCCAGCUGUGCAUAUGCAGAAACGUUUGUGGGACAGGGCCCUGAACCUUCCAGUGCAGUGGGUUAGAAAUACAGCCGGGACAUUGCUCAUUCCAGACACCACAAGGGUGGCUUUUUCCAGGGAAAGUGAGGAAAUGGGAAUAUUUAUGAAAAAACUCCCUUUUCUGUGACUUUUACAAGAUGAUCUGCAAAUGAAUCCAAAAGCCAUAUGGAAUAUAAUCCCCUGCCUGUUGCUCUGUAUCCCACGUGGCGAGUGUGAGCCUGGUUGCUCAGGACUCCCAUCCAUGGUGCUGGAGGAGUGUGGCCCCUGGGCUGGCUGCCCCUGCCCACGUGCUGUCCUGGGGAUGGAGCAGCUGCACAAGCCCUCUCCAGACAGCAGCGUCCUGCCGUCACCCCCAGUGUGCCGGAAUGGUGUGGGAGGUUGGUUUAGUCUGUAUUCAUUGUGUAAAUCCAGCAGCACACUGAGGUGCUGUCAGAGCCAGGCAGUGCACAGGCACAGCUGGUGGGGCAGAGGGUCACAGGUCAGUGGGAGGGAGAGACAUGAAGGACACACAAAAACAUGAGGACUGGGAACCAGAGCUUGGUCUGACAACCCAUCCAGCCACCCAAUGCCAUCCCCCCUUUCCCCACAGCUGCCGUGGGCAGGCUGGGCUCCAGGCCCUGUCCCCAGGGACACAGUCCAGCCCUUACACAGCACCAACACCGCCACUUUCACUGGACCUCUCUGACUUAAAAGUAAAUACAUUGGGCGUUGUUUUGAGUUUGUAUUUCCACACAACAAGGGUGGGUACUUGACCUCCGAAGUACUUUAACUCUUUUCAUUGCGUUGUUUGCCUUCGGUUUCCUUAACUUCUCAUGGUUUACAUUGUUUUCUCAGUUCCGUGGACGUAUGAUCCCCAUACGCAUCUGUGGUGGGUGUGACUGCCCAGGGCAUUCCUAACCUGUAUCCAGAAAACGUUAGUUUAGAAAACACGAGUUCUUGUGUAGAUCUUAUCGGCCGGCAUGAGAGGACAGCGAGCCUGCCCUUGAAAAGCGCUGAUGAGUUUGUAACUUAGGUUUUAAAGUCUUUGAACUUACAUGUGCUUUAAACUUGCUUCCCGAGGGAAUUCAGCCUGGUUAUUUAUAGGCAGAGGUGAGGAUUUGCUUUUUCUGGCGCAUACAGCAAUAAAGACUUUUGCUUCGGGAUCUCGAUCUCUUAAUUCACGUGGACCCUUUCCGGAUGCUGAACCCACGUUGCCCUGCCCCUCUUUUCUUUCAUCUUGAGACCUUGCUAGAAAUCUGUCUUUGUUUAAUGGUGCUUCAAACAAGGAAUGUAUUUCAACUAGUCCAAGUUCACUACCCCGGAAUCAUGCAUGUGUGUGUGAGUAGGUGUUAAACUACCUUAGUCGGGAUCCUCAGCCUUCCAUGUCCCUGACACUCGUCGCACCUUGUGUGGAACAAAAGCCGUUACCUCUGCUCAGAACUGCACUCUGCGGUUGGCACAGAAGGGUCCACCCCCAGCAGCAUCCUCUCCAUCGUUCCUUCGUUCUAAUCACGUUGUUUUUUUUGUUUUGUUUUGUUUUGUUUUUCCCUUUCUAAAAUGUGGAUUAUCUGAAAAUGUGCACUGUUAAUCUUAUCAGCUAUGUCAAAUACUGUAUAGUAAAUGUAACUGUUAAAAACAUACUGUCAAGCGCAUGUGCUGUUAUGGUGUAAAAAUUCUCGUAUUAAGGAGAACUUGUACAUAUUCUGGCAGCUGAAGUUCAACAAGGCCACUCGUUCGCCCCUUCCACGUCAGUGCCGUCAGCCAGCCCUGCUGGAGGGCAGGUCCUGGGCGAUGCUGAUGCUGACCUUUUUUUUUUUUUUCUUUUUCUUUUUUUUAAAUGAGCCAUGUGGGUUUUAUUUGCAAAACUAUUUAUUGACAGUUAAUUCUCUGUAAAGCUCUGCUCCUCUAAGGGAGGUACCGUUUGAGCAACGGCUGCGCACUUCGGGCCACUCACCAUCAGAAGUGGCUUCAAACUCUCAAGUAGCUUUCCAUCAUCAUGGCUUUUGAGCUUACUGUUAUGUUUUUAAGAGGUGCCGGGGGGACGUUUUUGCACUGAAGAUUAGUGUUUUACAACACACACACUUCUCAGCAAAGCAAUCCUUUGUGUCAUUACAUUUAUUUACCCAUGUGUUUGUACAUUUUUGUAUUUGUUAAUUUAUGAAUGAUUUUUUCAGUAAAAAAUACAUAUCCAAGAACACA
Molecule: messenger RNA, 4115 nt
Organism: Myiozetetes cayanensis
Lineage: Eukaryota; Metazoa; Chordata; Aves; Passeriformes; Tyrannidae
Gene: B4GALT5
Product: beta-1,4-galactosyltransferase 5
Exons: 9
Coding region: 39-1217 (392 amino acids)
Biological process (GO): carbohydrate metabolic process; glycoprotein biosynthetic process
Molecular function (GO): UDP-galactose:glucosylceramide beta-1,4-galactosyltransferase activity
Source: RefSeq, a predicted model, not a curated record